Messenger RNA from Eubalaena glacialis (North Atlantic right whale), 204 nucleotides. RefSeq names its product beta-defensin 103A-like. Gene Ontology annotation, biological process: cell chemotaxis; defense response to bacterium. Bases 1 to 204 code for a protein of 67 amino acids. Gene Ontology annotation, molecular function: CCR6 chemokine receptor binding; chemoattractant activity. NCBI's taxonomy places the organism in Eukaryota, Metazoa, Chordata, Mammalia, Artiodactyla, Balaenidae. Gene Ontology annotation, cellular component: extracellular region. The record is from RefSeq and is a predicted model, not a curated record. The transcript is spliced from 2 exons.
AUGAGGGUCUACUACCUUCUCUUUGCAUUGGUCUUCUUGUUCUUGCUGCCUGUGCCAGGCAGUGGAGGAAUCAUAAAUAUAUUACAAAAUUAUUAUUGCAAAAUAAGAGGUGGCCGGUGUGCUCUGUUUGACUGCCUUCCAUGGGAGACACCCUCAGGCCGUUGUUCCCAGAGUGGUCGAAAAUGCUGCCUAAGGAAUCAAUGA